Messenger RNA from Emiliania huxleyi CCMP1516, 2200 nucleotides. RefSeq names its product magnesium chelatase H subunit. The transcript has 2 exons. NCBI's taxonomy places the organism in Eukaryota, Haptophyta, Isochrysidales, Noelaerhabdaceae. Bases 279 to 1139 code for a protein of 286 amino acids. Gene Ontology annotation, biological process: biosynthetic process. The record is from RefSeq and is a predicted model, not a curated record.
CGUAGCAGUACGUCUGGCUGGCAAGGUAUCCGCCAGAGACGCCUGCCAUGACGUCGAACUGGUCGAGGGCACAGGGCACGUCGCCAACGUUGGCCUUGUACAGGCCGCGAAAGAUGCCGUACGCGCUUGCGACGGGCAGGAGGCCGCCGCCGUUGAGCACGAGCGCGGUCUUGAAUGAUUGCUUCGGCGCUGCGGCCGCUGCGGCGCGAGCGGUCGUUUUCUUGCCCUCGCGCUCCUUGGCGCGGAGCCCUUCCACGUAGGACGCCUUGGGCGCUGGGAUGGUUGGGCGCGCGACGAAGCUCAUCGAGGAAGUAGGAUUUCUAGAGCUCGCGGGCCGUGGGUGCGAGCGGCCGGCCGCGCGGCUCUUCUCCAACCCUGCGGGCGACUACGGGUCGAUGGUCAACGAGCGAGUGGGCUCGGGCGAGUGGGAGGAGGCGGACGAGCUGGGCGAGACGUGGGCGAGCCGCAACGCCUUCUCGUACGGCCGCGGCGCCGAGAAGGGACAGGCGCGCGCCGACGUGCUCGAGACGCUGCUCGCGUCGACCGAGCGCGUCGUGCAGAUGAUCGACAGCGUCGAGUAUGGGCUGACGGACAUCCAGGAGUACUAUGCCAACACGGGCGCGCUCAAGACGGCGGCGGAGGGCGCGAGGCGGCGCGCCGGUGUGGGGCAGGGAGGCGGCGGCGGUGGCGGCGGCGGCGACGGCGGCCGCGUGGGCGUGAGCGUCGUGGAGACGUUUUCGCGCGGCGCGCCCGAGCCUCGCGAGCUCGAGGCGACGUUACGGAUGGAGUACCGCUCGCGGCUGCUCAACCCAAAGUGGGCGGAGGCGAUGGCCGCGCAGGGCUCGGGCGGCGCGUACGAGAUCUCGCAGCGCUUCACCGCGAUGGUCGGCUGGGGCGCGACCGCCGGCUUUACGGACGAGUGGACGUACGAGGGCGCGUACGAGCGGUACAUUGGCGACGAGGAGAUGGCGGCCACGCUGACGCGGAGCAAUCCGGAGGCGGUGCGCAACAUGGUGCGCCGGCUGCUCGAGGCGCACGGCCGCGGCAUGUGGGAGGGGGCGAGCGACGAGGCGCUCGCGCGGCUGCGCGAGCUGUACCAGGAGGCCGAGGAUGUCAUCGAGCUGGGGGUGAGGGGGUGAGGCUCCCUCGCGUGCUCGUCCUCGGGGUGUGCGUCGCUCCACCAUUGCGCGUGGAGGUUGCGUGUCCGUGUGUCGUUGGCAUGUUGUCGCAUGACGCGUUUGCUGUACGGGGUGUGGAGGGUGAGUUGACCAGGGGGUUGUGCGCCGGGCCCUCCUGCUCGGCUCCAGCCGGUAGACAAGUCUUGUCAUCAACAGAGUAGAUGGAUCUGACCUCGGGGCCGAUGUGACCAAGCGCUGGUAGCGUGGUUUUACCUCACACCCAUGGUCUCACAGUGUGCCGGCAGUCGCCGAGCAGUGUCGCUCACACAAGCCGCAGCACAAGUGACUGAGGGCCAGUGAGGGCGAGCCCAUCGCUGUCACAGCUGUGGCAGCCGCACAGUAGGCUGUGUCAACUGUGCAGAGUGUGUGAGCAGCAGAGGAGCUGCUCUCCAGGCUUCUGUCGCAAAGAGGUGCAUGCCACCGAAGGCGCUGUCGAGGUUCGCCGAGCGCGGCGCAGGUUGGAGGAAGCCGUCACCGACGAGCGCGUUGGACUUUUCACUCCGGACAAAGACGGGGACACAGCGGACGGUGCGGGGUGUGUCCCCGUCAUAGCGGCGAGGCGCGGGACCGUCUGUGGCGAAGUGGGUCGCUUCCUCCGAUUUCCGUCAACCCAGCAUCCACACCCUUUACUACCGUUGACAGACAAGACAAAAGCUCUCGGAGUCGGGCGACUCAAGCCUCCCACAGCGCCCACGAAGGUCGAAGCACCGACAAAAUUCACUCCAGCCGCGACUCCCCCCCACCACCGCGUCGCCCACCUGGCUGGCGAGCUCGAGCAGCCGAUGCUCGUGGCCUCGCGCGGCCACCAGUGUGACGGCGAGCGGCAGGCGGCUCGCGGCGCACGUGCCCGCCGGCACGACGAGCUGAGGGAGGCCCGCGACGCCCGCCGGCCCCUGCAGCGUGAAGGUGCGCGCGCGGUAGCCAUGGGCGCCGGGGCAGUGAUGAGAAGGGUGAAGGGUGCAAGGUUUUUGAGGGUUGAGGAGGGCUAGGUGCGAUUUCUAUUAAGAGUUGACUCACACGCU